This is a messenger RNA of Lytechinus variegatus (green sea urchin), 3515 nucleotides long. RefSeq names its product inositol-pentakisphosphate 2-kinase-like. Bases 160 to 1587 code for a protein of 475 amino acids. NCBI's taxonomy places the organism in Eukaryota, Metazoa, Echinodermata, Echinoidea, Temnopleuroida, Toxopneustidae. The transcript has 13 exons. The record is from RefSeq and is a predicted model, not a curated record. Gene Ontology annotation, cellular component: nucleus. Gene Ontology annotation, molecular function: inositol-1,3,4,5,6-pentakisphosphate 2-kinase activity; ATP binding. Gene Ontology annotation, biological process: inositol phosphate biosynthetic process.
AAGAAAGACGGGUGUGAAGGUAAUCAUCUCCUGUCCCCCAGAUGAGCAGAGUUGGUGUCUUAACCACUCCAGUUUUGGUGAAGAUCAGGGUCUGUAAGCAACACAAAGCAUCAAUAUGAUUAAAAGAAGCUAACGCUGGAAAGUUGAAUUGAUGGGACUAUGGAUUCUAAUGGUGUAGAAGAGGAUAUUGAGGAUAUUAAAGUCUGGAAGUAUAUCAAGGAGGGAAAUUCAUCAUUAGUUAUUGGACAUAAGAAGAAGCACAUUGUUUAUCGGCUUUGGAAGAAAGACACCAAAGAUGUCCUUCAGAAGAAUUCUAGAAAAAUGGAGUGUUUGGCAAAAAUUAAUUACAUAAAAAACUGCCUCCUGCCUAUCUUGGGGAGAUAUUCCAGUAUUCCAAAAUGCGUUCCAGUGAGUGCAGAUUUUGUUGAUUCAGUAAGCAAAGCAUUUGAGAGCCAAAGACCUUUAAAAAGAUGCCAUCAGAUGAUAGAUCCCAAUCAAACAUCAGUUCUCUGCUCACCAAACUACUGCUUCUUAGAUGACAAAGGUCAAAAGGGAACAUCAACUCUUACUGUAGAAUUAAAGCCUAAACUAGGUUAUAUACCCACCCACCAUAUUUCAUCUCCAGAGAUUGAAGAUCAACCAGUUUGCUUGUUCUGCAUGCAACAAAUAUUAAAGAGGAAAGAAGGUCAAUGGAACUACACAAGCAAAUACUGCCCUGUCAAUCUUUUCUCUGGAGAUCCAGAGAGAAUGAGACAGGCCAUUGAAGGAUUGUUCAAAACACCACAAAACAACCUUAGCAUCUUUAAGGAUGGUGAACUGAUUUAUCCAAGAGAAAAAAGGACACUACCAACAGAAGAUGAUCAUGAAAAUAUCACCAUGGCGAUAAAGAGUUGGUUUGGAUGCCACAAUGAAUCUCUGUCAUCAGAGGAGUUUUGUAUCCCUCCGUCUUUCACUAAAAGUGACUGUAUUCAAGAUAUCAUAAGUCUUCUAAUACAGACCCUAUGUCGAUCAGAUAAAACAUCAACAUUACCAGAGAUAAACAAGAGGUCAUCACCAUGGAUACCAUGUUUUGAAGGUCAGCAACAUGGAUCAAAUCAUAAGAAGGAUGCUAGUUCCUAUAGACUUGCGAAUGGUUGUGUCCUUGGUCGUAUCUUAACUAUGCAACAUAUGGACACUCUUGGUAUUGAUGUGAUACAUAAGAUAUACCAGAGAUACAUGAAUCAUCUUUAUCAAUAUCCUGAGCAGAAGGAGGGAUUAGGCAUCACCGACCAGUCUUUUACAGUUAGCUCAUCAACAAUUCUAAAGCAGAGAUUGAGUGAUGAUGAGGUACUAGAUCUACCAAUCCAAGAGUGUGUAAAUCUUCUCAAAACCUACAUGAUGUCAAGGACAGCUAGGGAUUGCUCUAUUUUGAUUACAUUCAAACCAGCAGCCAUUUCAAGUACCAUGGAUGAUGAUAUUGUAUCCUUGAAGGAACAGAGAUUCCAUGUAGCAUGUCACCUAGUCGACCUAGAUUCUAAGUCACCUGCUAAGAUUCCUUAUUACCAUAAACAAGAACACCUUAUCUCAAACACCUAUCAUAGCAGGUAAUGUCCAAUUCUGAGCUGGCAAUCAAGAUUUCUUACUACAACAAAUUUCAUCUAAGCUAAGUAUUCAGAUAUAAUGGUUGCAAACUAGACAUCAAUUUCAAAUUGAAUCUUGCUAUAGUGAACUUGAAUUAAUGUGUUGACAGAAUGAAAUAUUGAGGAAAAAAUGCAUUAUGAAACCUCCCAAUUUGUUAAAAAAUCAUUUGUAAAUGUAUGAGAGAAGUUAUAGGACAGAAACUUUGUCUUAUAUUCACAUUUAUAAUUUUGCCUCACAAUAAUUUCACGAAUUCCGCAUUUAAUGAAAUCUUGAUCAAGUAUGUUUGUGAUCGUUUGUAGAACUUUUUGUUUUAUUGGUAUAACUUGAUAUGAUUGGUUAUCAUACAUAAUUAUAUUCCACCAUUUUUGUGUGUAUGAAAAUAAGAGUCUGUUUAUUUUCCAUUAUUUUAUACAUCAAUUAUCAUAUGUAUGAAAUGCAUAUCCUUGAUGCUUAAGAAUUUUUUCUGAUCUAUUUUUCAAUGUAAGGAUAAGAUGUAUUUCUCUUAGUCAAUAAGGUGGAUAAUUUAAUUGUGUAAAGUGUGUCUGUCAAUAUCAUGAAGCUGUUUAGUAAUUAACUUCUGCCUAACUAACAGAUAGCAUGAUGAGCAUAAUGUUUUUACAAAUUCAUUAAAUUUGUUCAGUAUUAAUAAUUUGUUUUAUAAAACGGGUUCAGAGAUGUAGCUAUUAGUGUGUAUGCAAGUCAAAUGAUUAUGCUUAAAUUUUAUGUAACCUCCAAGCCAUUUUUCUUGCAGCACUGUGCAUUUUGGGUGCAUCAUUUUCAUCAUAUCGUUUAAACUGAGACACCAUCUGAAAUAUGCAUUCUUUCAAAGUAAAGGCAUGCUGCUGGUGCCACAUACAUACUAGAUACACCUGUGAUAUAAUAGAAGGCAGGUAUGACCCACGAAUCUAUGCAAUUCUAAGAAAAAUUAGAAAGAUUCGAGCAACCUUUUCUUUAUGAAUUCACACUGCUUUCCGUUUUAUAAGACAAAUAAUGCACAUUUUUCAAACUUGUGGAGUUAGUAGCAAAUGCAGGCAUCUUGGGUUUUUGCAAUGACAUGCGGAUACCGUUGAGUGUGCUGCAUCGCCAUAGUGUACUGAUAAAUGUGCAUCAUAUGUACAUUAUAGUAUUGACACUGAGAUAGUCACAUUGUAUAUACGCCACAGACAUGGAAAUGACUAAAACAGUAAAUAUUGCUCUCUCAACUGGAUAUAUUAUGCCCUAUAUUCCUUGGAUAUCAAUCUCAGUUGAGUGCUUUAUAUGGUGCUUAAAUAUACAUUAAAUACAUGUAUACCUGAAAGAUUUACUGAAAUAUUUUGCCUUAUAUGUUUAAAGUUUACUUUAUAUAUGCUGCAAUUUUUCUGUUACUAGUUUCUUAUUCAUUGUUGCAGAUUAUCAUUUAAUCAUGUAUUGAAAAAAGUGGAGUGAAUUGUGUGCAUUGUGAGUAACAAGAGUCCUACUAAUCAUUACUAUUUCAUAAACCUCUGAAGUAUUAUUUUAAAUCGAUUUUCAAUUUAUGUUUGUAAAAGGAAAUUCAAAUGAUUAUCAAGGAAUUACUUGUUUGUUGAAAUUAAGGAUGAGUAGUGAACAGGUUUAAACAAGAAACAACCAAAUGUAUUGCAGAAUUCAUCAUUUCCUGAUGAAUAACUAUUUUCUCAGUGUGCUAUUUUGAUGAGUAAGAAGGCAUUAUAUAUCAUAAUCUGACUGUUGUGAUCAUAAAGUAAACAAAUGAUUAGACUGAAGCAUAUGUUGUAUUUCACAUUCUGGUGUUGCCAUGAAACAUGGAUAUAAAUAAGUUUUUUAAAUGGACUCAUGAUCAUUUUCUGCUUUGUUAAAGGGAUGGUCUGGGCUGAAAAUAUUUAUAUCUUAAUACAUAGAGGAGAGUUCACUGAGCAAAA